CAGAAAACUGUUUACUGUCGACCAGCCUGCUAUAUUUCCUUUCCAUUAAACUCCCCUUGAAAGCGGAGGCUAUGGUUGACCAUUACGAUUUUACGUCAUGAAGUUUGUGGCCUUUUCCUACCUGGCUGCGGUUGCGUGUGCUCUUCAGGUUCUUCCCCCUGUCGCGUGGAAUGCAAGUGGAUUGUCGGGAGAAGGAUUUGACAUCAGAGCAGUAGAGAAGAAAAUCUUCAUUACCAGCAGUUUUGCAACUCGUCGGGACGACAAUGGGUUGACUCUGAUUCCUCCCUCCGCUGGGGAACUUGCAGAGACCUUCCGUCAGGACCUGCAGGCAGUGACGAACACGUCGUGGGUGCUGCACACGGUAGACGCGUUUCCAGAUACUGAAACAGGAAUAUUUCUGGAUAGUGUGGACGUUCAGCAGGUCAACUUGACUUAUGAGAACAAGGAGCCGACCGAGGAAGGCUAUGAGCUCGUCUUCAGUGCCGAUAGGGCAUACAUUCGCGGUUCUGGUGCUCGAGGGAUGUGGUGGGGAACGCGAACAUUUCUCCAGCAGUUGCUGAUUCACGACUUGGGGAUCGUGCCAGCCGGACGGACCCUUGACGCGCCUUCGUCGGUCACGCGGGGGGUUCUACUCGAUGCGGGCCGGAAAUGGUACUCUCCCGGAUUCCUCAAGGACUUGUGCACGUAUGCCUCGUUUUUUAAGCUGUCUGAGUUCCACUAUCACAGCAGUGACAAUUACCCGUUGAACCGCGGGCAUAACGAGACGUGGUAUGAAGUUUAUUCGCAGUUCUCCUUGCGACCCGAAAGCGCGAAGUUGCAGGGGCUGGUGCAAAGAUCGAAUGAGACGCUGUCGCGGGCUGAGUUUGAGGACUUCCAGCAUCAUUGCGCGCAACGCGGAGUGACCGUCAUUCCUGAGAUCGAAGCGCCCGGCCAUUCUUUGUCAAUCACCAAGUGGAAGCCGGAGCUGGCGUUAGAGCCAAAGGAUCUGCUCAAUUUGACGCACCCGGAUACACUGCCGCUGAUCAAGUCGAUAUGGGCAGAGUUCUUGCCGUGGUUUCAGACCAAAGAAGUCCAUAUCGGAGCGGAUGAGUACGACUCAGCAUUGGCGGACGAUUACAUCGACUUUGUGAAUGAGAUGGCUGCCUUCAUGAAUGAGACUGCCGGCAAGAAAGUUCGCAUCUGGGGAACGUACGAACCAUCGAACACCCGCAGCAUCUCCAAGAAUGUCAUGAUUCAGCACUGGCAGUAUGGACAGUCAGAUCCCGUUAGCCUUGCAAGAGAUGGCUAUGAGUUGAUCAAUUCCGAAGAUUGGUGGGCAUACAUGUCCCUGAAAAAUGACCACAUGCCCAUCGUUCCCGCCCCAUAUCCGCCAUCGUUCAAUAAUACUAGAUUACUGAAUUUCGGGGGGAGCGACGGCCGGCAAUGGACCCCACCGUUGUUCAACCCAUACAAUCUCACGAACCAACCCGAUCCGAGGCGUGUCCAGGGAGCCAUCAUCGCAGCCUGGAAUGACAAUGGCCCUGACGCGACGACGCAGCUGGAGGCAUACUAUGCCCUCCGUGAUGGUAUUCCAACCUUCGCAUCCCGUGUAUGGGCUGGUAACCGUGGGCAGGAGCUAAAUAUAUCGAGCUUAUCGGAGUCUAUACGCGUGCUGACUGCGAAUGCGGUGGCGCAGAAUCUGGAUCGGCGGCUUUCUGGAGAUGUGGAUCGGGAUGGAGAAGUGCUGGUCUGCUGGGAUGCAAUGAACGAGAAUGACACGACAAAAGUUCACUUGGGAUAUGGGAGUAAAGGGAUGAACUAUUCGCUGGAGCUGAACGUGACGGGUCCUUUUACUCUCUCCUCUGAUGAUGCAACGCUCAAGCUUGAAUUCGAUGGUUCACUAACCUUCAUCUCAGAUGGAUGGGAAUAUCCUCUCCGGUCUGUGUCUGAAGCCGAUGGAUUUGAUCCUGCGUACCCUGGUCGUAUAUGGGUCAACGAGACGACCUCCACGCAUGAACCGGUGACUGUGCCGUUGGGAAGUCUGAUCACGAUCCAGACGGAUGCUGUUGGUGGAAGUCGCGUUUGGAUCGAUGGUUCAUUCGCUGGCAGGUUUGAAGUGUUUGUCUUUGGAGGAAAGAACACUUUGUUUUCUUGGAGUCAAAUGGUCUUCGUUGCACCGUUGGAAUGGGUAGAGGGGGGCAUACGCCACUUGCGACUCAGAUCCUAUGAUGAGCAUGACACUUAAUGUAAAGACGAGGGGCUUUCGAGAUAUUAAAGUAGCAAUCAAUCAAAAGUGACCAUUCUGGCUAAGCA
This is a messenger RNA of Aspergillus japonicus CBS 114.51, 2292 nucleotides long. Its product is annotated as beta-N-acetylhexosaminidase. The transcript has a single exon. The record is from RefSeq and is a predicted model, not a curated record. Lineage: Eukaryota; Fungi; Ascomycota; Eurotiomycetes; Eurotiales; Aspergillaceae. The coding region runs from base 98 to 2224 and encodes 708 amino acids. Gene Ontology annotation, biological process: carbohydrate metabolic process. Gene Ontology annotation, molecular function: beta-N-acetylhexosaminidase activity.